UGAGCCCGGUUUCCCAAAGGCAUCUUAAGGCGUCCAAUGGUUCUAAUGAUGAACUUAGCUGUAAGAUGGUUUUGAGAAACCGUUCCCUGAUUAACACUAGAGAGGGAUGUGACUAUUGUGGAUCCUCUGGGGAGCCUCAACAACAUCAUGAAGCUGAUGUGGCAGAGAAAAAAUCACAAUCAUACCAGAGAAUACACACAGGAGAGAAACCUUUUACCUGUGAUGAAUGUGGAAAGAGUUUUACUCAGUCAAGCAACCUGAUAUCACACCAGAGAACACACACAGGAGAGAAGCCUUACCACUGCUCUGACUGCGGAAAGAGGUUCUCAAGAGCAGAGAACCUAAAAGUACACCAGAGAAUCCAUACAGGAGAGAAACCUUAUAGCUGCUCUGACUGUGGGAAGAGGUUUUUUUUGUCAGGACAUUUAAAAUCACACCAGAGAAUACACACAGGAGAGAAACCUUAUAGCUGUGAUCAAUGUGGGAAGAGUUUUACUCAGUCAAGCAACCUGAUAUCACACCAGAGAAUACACACUGGAGAGAAAUAUCACAGCUGCUCUGAUUGUGGGAAGAGAUGCACCACUUUAUCAGACCUCAAAAGACAUCAGAGAAUCCAUACAGGAGAGAAAUGUCAUAGCUGUGAUCAAUGUGGGAAGAGUUUUACUCAGUCAAAGAACCUGAUAUCACACCAGAGAACGCAUACAGGAGAGAAGCCUUACCACUGCUCUGACUGCGGGAAGAGUUUCCCCAGAUCAGAUUCACUAAAAAGACACCAGCGAACACACACAGGUGAGAAAUCUCUUAGCGAGAAAUCUCAUAGCUGUGAACAAUGUGACAAGAGAUACUCUGAUAAAAGAUCUCUGAUUAAACAUCAGACAAUUCAUACAUGAAGGAGUUGUUCCAUAAUAUCAAUGAAAUAAUGUCACAAUGUAGAAUGUUUUAACAUUGUAGUAGGAGUAUUUUAAUGAUGUCACAAUGUAGAAUGUUUUAACGUUCUAGAAAAAUCCAGGUUCUGAAUUGAAAGAGUACUAUUUAACAAAAAAAAAGUGUUGCGUUACACUUACCGCAUUGUUGACCCACGUGAAUUAAAAUGCAACAUUUCAAAAUGUAGUUAGCUGUUUGCUACUAAUUGUUAUCUCACCGGUGAUGUACACAUUUUUCCCAGAUUCCAUGUGGUUUUUGAUCUGUUGGUUUUAACAGGACGUGCAACUUCAUCUCCCCCCCUCUCGCGCAAUUUAUUUCCAAGUGAUAUCGAUAUGAGUGUUGACAAAUAAGUGUUGCAUUUCUCUUAGUUUUGGGGACCCCUACAUUUAAAUGCAUCACUCCAAAAUGUAGAUGACAGUCUUAUGCAAAUUGUCGUUAUUCCACUACUGAAGAAACAUGCCUCAAAUCACCUCAUAUUUCAAACAUUCAGUCUGACAAAAGAUACAUGUUUUAUUAUUCUAUGGCUCACCAUUAAGUUCAUUAUUGCUAAUACCUAUUAACAAAGGGGUGUACAUUUGGCUUUGAUAUUGAAUAUUUCAUAACAUUUUCAAUUCAUGUAACAUUUGCAACCAAAUGACAAUUUUUAUAAAUGUUUAUAAAACAAUGUAAAACAAGCUUAUAUUUUGGGUUUGAUAUUACAUCCUAGUGUUACUAUUUUAAUCAAUGGCAUUUCCUUAGAAUGCUCAUUAGUCUCAGUUUUAUUGUUAUUAUUUUGUUUUUUAUCCUCUUAUGUUUGUUGUGUAGUAAAUAUUUCAGUUUUUAUUUUCAUAUUUUUUUUUAUUACAUUUUCCCUGUGAAGCCAUUGUGUUGCAUCCAUGUCUGAAAUGUGCUAUAUAAAUAAAGCUUGAUUUGAUUUGAGCAUAUUGUAAAACAAAUGAACCCAAUGACCAACAUAUUCUUUCAAAACCAAUGACCAAAUAUGUGUAAAAGCAACAUAUAUCUUGGUCCAUCUUAGUACGAUAAACUAUAAAUUCAGUAUAGGGUGGCAGGUUGCCUUGUGGUUAGAGCGUUGGGCCAGUAACCGAAAGGUUUCUGGAUCAAAUCCCUGAGCUGACAAGUUAAAAAUCUGUCGUUCUGAACACGGCAGUUAACCCACUGUUCCCCAUCUUCAUUGUAAAUAAGAAUUUGUUCUUAACUGACUUGCCUAGUUAAAUAAAAGGUCAAAUUGAAAAACAGUAUAUAUAUUCAGUAUAUCUAAAUAGAAAAAAUAGUGCAUAGUAUGUUAGUUCCCUAUCACUUUUCAACCAAUCCAGUACAUUUUUGUUGAACAUUUUGAAAUUGUAGUGUAAUAUAGAAAUACUUAUCAACUGGAUGAAUCACCAUUUAGUUUGGAAAUGAUCCAACCAUUAUGUAGGUUGGUGGAAAUCCCCAUCGACUGGACGAGUCUCUAUUUAGUUUAGAAAUGAUCCAACCAUUAUGUAGGUUGGUGGAAAUCCCCAUCGACUGGACGAGUCUCCAUUUAGUUUAGAAAUGAUCCAACCAUUAUGUAGGUUGGUGGAAAUGAUCCAACCAUUAUGUAGGUUGGUGGAAAUGAUCCGUCCAUUAUGUAGGUUGGUGGAAAUGAUCCGUCCAUUAUGUAGGUUGGUGGAAAUGAUCCAACCAUUAUGUAGGUUGGUUGAAUAAUAAUAAACUACAUUCAUCAAUCUGACUCCAUUAUCAUGUGAAUGCUAUAGGGCCCAUAAUAGAAUCCAGUGGAUUUAGCCACGGUUGUGAGCCUUGCGUCACCACUCAGAAUAGUAUAGAGAUAAUAAUGUCGCCGAAGGAGAUGGCUGUCAUUUUACGAUCCCAUAACCAGUUAAUCUACCUUUACCAUCGGUCCUAUUAGCUAAAGUACAAUCAAUCGAUAAUAAAAUACACAAACUAUGAGCACGUAUAUCUUACCAACGGGACAUUUAAAACAAAUAUCUUAUGUUUCACCGAGUCGUGGCUGAACGACGACAUGAUUAAGCUUUUUCGGCAGGAUAGAACAGCUGCCUCUGGUAAGACAAGGGGCGACGGCCUAUGUAUAUUUCUAAACAACAGCUGGUGCACGAAAUCUAAGUAAGUCUCGAGGUUUUGCUCACCUGAGGUGGAGUAUCUCAUGAUAAGCUGUAGACCACACUAUCUACCUAGAGAGUUUACAUCUAUAUUUUUCAUAGCUGUUCUAUAUACCACUGCACACCGAUGCUAGCACUAAGACCGCACUCAAUGAUCUGUAUAAGGCCAUAAGCAAACCGGAAAAUGCUAAUCCAGAGGCAGCACUCCUAGUGGCUGGGGACUUUAAUUCAGGGAAACUCAUCCAUUCUACCUAAUCUCUACCAGCGUGUUAAAUGUGCAACGAGGGGAAAAAAUAGACCACCUUUACUCCACACACAGAGACACGUACUGUCAUAACGUCCACAGAAGGUGGCGCCACUCCCCGGUCGAGUGGCGCUCGGCGGUCGUCGUCACCGGCCUACUAGCUGCCACCGAUCCAUGUUUCAUGUGUCUGUUGGUUAUGUCUGUUUAGUACGCACCUGUUCCUUGUUUGUAAUUAGUGGGAGAGUAUUUAGUUUGUCUGUUUCUUGUUUGGGAUUUGUGCGGGAUUGUUCUGUGUUACGUUAAGGUUAAGGGCUGGAUGUUUUUUCCUAUGUGUUUUAUUUACACAACAUUUUUGAUAGGCUAUAGGGUUGCCGGGCUGCGCCCCGUGUAUUUUUUGAGUUUGGAGCUGUUCUCCUUCGUGGUUGUGGUUUUCACCCUGCCUAGUCGUUGUAUUCACUCUGGACAUUAUUAAAUAUAUAUUCUACGGACAUUUAGUCUCCUGCGCCUGACUCACCCGUUUCCUGCUCCUUGAGAUACGUGACAGAAUCCCUCACCUGAAGAUGGAGUCAGCAGGAGCUGAAGCACCAUCCAUGGCAGAUCAAGUUUCACAACAUGCCAGCCUCCUUCAACGACUGGGCACGGCCAUGGAUCAGGUGCUGGCCCGUUUGGAGAGCUGGGAGAGAGCUGCUCCCUCAUCCACCCCAGUGCCUACUCACCACCCUGCGCCCCUACCAGCACCUACCGAACCCAACAUGAGUGGGAUCCGGAUCAUGGCUCCCAGGGAGUUUGAUGGUAUGGCCUCUGGGUCCAAGGUUUUUUUACUACAACUAGAUCUGUACCUGGCGACCGUCCGCCCCUCCCCCCCCCGGACGAAUAGAGGGUGAGCGUCCUCGUCUCAUGCCUUACGGGUAAAGCCCUAGAAUG
This is a messenger RNA of Salmo salar (Atlantic salmon), 4188 nucleotides long. RefSeq lists its product as uncharacterized. Lineage: Eukaryota; Metazoa; Chordata; Actinopteri; Salmoniformes; Salmonidae. The record is from RefSeq and is a predicted model, not a curated record. Gene Ontology annotation, biological process: regulation of transcription by RNA polymerase II. Gene Ontology annotation, molecular function: DNA-binding transcription activator activity, RNA polymerase II-specific; RNA polymerase II cis-regulatory region sequence-specific DNA binding. Gene Ontology annotation, cellular component: nucleus.